CCUCAAAGCUUUUUUAUUGUUUUACUAGAGUAAGGAGUUCGUGGGGGUACUCAACUCAUGAGUCAAAGACCCGUUAAAGAAACUUCGUGGAAACACGUCUUUAUAGUAUUGUCCAACCCUAUACAUAGAAACGAGUCCAAGAAGUAAUCAGACUUUCUUUGUUUAUAUACAGAUUUUCAUUCACCUUGCACAAAGCCACAAACAAUAAUCUCCACAACAACAACAACAACAAAAGCUAGAAUUAGAAGUAAAAUUUAUUAUGGGUUUUGCAGAAUCAGAUUCAUCAAAGUGUAGAAGACAUCCAUAUCAAAAGCAACUUCCAGGAGUUUGUUCAUGUUGCUUAAGAGAAAAGCUAACAAAACUAAGCAUCUCCCCUUCUUUCAACAAAAGAAGCACCACUUUUAUCUCCGAUGACACCUCUUCUUACACUUCGUCGCCGCCGUAUUCAACCGCCUCUUCCUCCUCCGUCACCACCACAACAACUAGAAAAUCUCCGGGCCACCGCCAUCGGAGAAACGGCUCCGAAGCGUAUGUAUCGGUGGGGAUGGUAUUGAAUAAUGGGUUGAAAAAGAGUAGGUCAGUGAGUUGUGCUCCUCUUUCAAAAACCAAGCUUAUUGGAGCUAACUUUGAUUGUGUUAAUAAUGAUAAAGUGAUUGGUGCCAAGAUGAAUAAGAGUUUUAUGGAAGGUGGGAAGAUUGUAGAAGAUGGGAAUAUGAAGAAAAAAAGUGGGUUUUUGAAGAAAUUGAUUCAUUCAACAAGUAAGAAAACAAGAGGAGUUUUGACACAAUCCAAGACUAUGAAAGAAAGGUCUCAUCAUACAACAAAUGCAAUUACAAACAAUAAGAAUUAGGUGUAUUAGUUCAUAUUCACUUGCUUCUUUCUUUCUUUUGGUUAAUUUGAUUAUAUCCUUAUGUAUAUCAAAGAAUUAAGGUGUAACAAUUUAAAUGUAACCCUUUUUCAAUAUUCUUCUCUUCUUGUUUGGGUAUAUAAAGUAUAUCUAUAUGCUUCAAGGGAGAAAGGGGUGGGAAAAUGAGUAUGUAUCAUGUAUGGUAUCCUUAAUAUAAUCUUGAGGUAUAGAUUUUUUCUGCUA
Molecule: messenger RNA, 1090 nt
Organism: Beta vulgaris subsp. vulgaris (sugar beet)
Lineage: Eukaryota; Viridiplantae; Streptophyta; Magnoliopsida; Caryophyllales; Amaranthaceae
Exons: 1
Coding region: 260-850 (196 amino acids)
Source: RefSeq, a predicted model, not a curated record